GGAUACCUCCCAGAUAUCUUGGGCAGGAACAUCUGCUUGGGUGCAGGGUGAAGAGCAUGGAGAGGUGAUUUGAAGAGAAGGAACUGCCUGUGGGUGCCUAAACCCGACAUUCUGAACACCUAAACCUGAUAUUCUGAGCGCCUAAGCUGGAUCUGCUGAGCACCUAAUCCUGAUCUGAACAUCUAAGCCUGACAUCCUGAACAUCUAAGCCUGAUAUUCUGAUCAUCUAAGCCUGAUAUUCUGAACAUGUAAGCCUGAUCUGCUGAGCACCUGAGCCUGAAAUCCUGAACCUAAGUCUGACAUCCUGAACAUCUAAGCCUGAUCUGCUGAACACCUAAGCCUGAUCUGCUGAGCACCUAAGCCUGACAUCCUGAACAUCUAAGCCUGAUAUUCUGAACACCUGAGCCUGAUCUGCUGAGCACCUGAGCCUGAAAUCCUGAACCUAAGCCUGCCAUCCUGAACACUUAAGCCUGAUCUGCUCAGCAUCUAAGCCUGACAUCCUGAACAUCUAACCCUGAUCUGCUGAGCACGUGAGCUUGAUCUGCUGAGCAUCUAAGCCUGAUAUUCUGAGCACCUGAGCCUGAAAUCCUGAACCUGAGCCUGACAUCCUGAACAUCUAAGCCUGAUAUUCUGAGCACCUGAGGCUGAAAUCCUGAACCUAAGGCUGCCAUCCUGAACACCCAGCUGAGCUGGAAGGUGGAGGGCGAUACCAAGGCCCACUGAGCAGCCCAUCACAGCAACCCUUUGGGACUUCUUGGGAUUGUAAUCCUGGGAAAAACUACAGCAAAUCCAGUAGGAUUCUGGAUUCUAAACCAAAAUAAAAGCUACUGCCAAACUUCCAGCAGAUCUGCACUGGGACUGAGGCUGGGCAAAGCAUCUGAAGAAGCAAACUGAGGAGGGGCCCAAGGAGACCUUUCCCUGCUCGCUCCACCAUGAUCUCUGCCUGAGGGCUCCUGGCCACGUGUGGAGGAGGCAGAAGAAGCCUCUGCAAGCUCUGUGAGACCAAAAGCGAGGAAAUAUUUUUGGAUAAGAGCGUGGGUUGGUGGACCUUCUUGAAGGAUGUCUGGCCAGGACCCUGAGGACUUUGGAGCAGAAAUCCUGUCGGAAAAAUCCCGGAUGAUGCCCGGGCUGCCCCCGUAUGACAUGGAUGAGCAGCUCCUACCCAGGGAGCCCCGCAGCCCCUGGUGCUGCCUGGCCUGGACCCUGGUGAUAGGAACCAUGAACUCCCUGGUGUUCCUCCUGAAUUUGCUCCUGAUGUUUGUCAUUUUCACCGUCGUGCUGCUCCCUACCAUCGUGGUGGUUUACUUUGGCUUCCAGUGCCACUCCCAGGUGCUGCACUCCUCUGCCCGCUACUGCAAGAGCAUCCUGGACGACAACAGCUCCUCUGCCCUCAUCAUCCUGGGCUUUGUCAUCAUGUCCCCGCUGCUGGUGGUGGCCAUGGCGCUGUACUGCAGCCUGGCGCGGCGCCUGCAGCUCCUGGUGUGCUUCCAGCCCUACAGCCUGGCCCUCUACAAGGGGGGCCGCUGCUGCUGCCCUGGGCGGGGGGCUCCGUGCUGGGCCAGGGGCCGCGGCGGCCAGCUCAGGGCCUGGGUGUGA
Messenger RNA from Passer domesticus (house sparrow), 1596 nucleotides. RefSeq names its product transmembrane protein 88B (gene TMEM278). Gene Ontology annotation, molecular function: PDZ domain binding. The coding region runs from base 1060 to 1596 and encodes 178 amino acids. Lineage: Eukaryota; Metazoa; Chordata; Aves; Passeriformes; Passeridae. The record is from RefSeq and is a predicted model, not a curated record. The transcript has 2 exons. Gene Ontology annotation, cellular component: plasma membrane.